AGCCCUGCGUCGUGUAUAAGGUCAAGGAAAAGAAGCAUGGCCGCUGUGUUGAGAAGCUCUCGGUAUUUGGUCGGAGGCUGCUCCAAACAUGUUACAUUUGCAUUUGCAUCUACCAGGUCCAUGGCCUCCAAGACACAAGUGGGCUUUGUUGGUCUGGGAAACAUGGGAAAUCCCAUGGCAAAGAAUCUGCUGAAACAUGGAUACCCAGUUAUUGCUACAGAUGUAUUUCCAGAGUCUUGCAAAGAAGUGCAAGAGCUGGGUGCACAGAUUGUGGAUAAUCCUGCUGAAGUAGCAGACAAGGCUGACCGUAUUAUCACAAUGCUUCCCUCUAGUCCAAAUGUCAUAGAUGUGUACACUGGACCCAAUGGGAUUCUUAAAAAAGUGAAGAAGGGCUCCUUGCUCAUAGACUCCAGCACCAUUGACCCAUCAGUUUCAAAAGAGAUGGCAGCAGCAGCAGAAAAGAUGGGGGCUGUCUUCAUGGAUGCACCAGUGUCUGGAGGUGUGGGAGCUGCCAGUUCGGGGAAGUUGACUUUUAUGGUAGGAGGAGCUGAAGAAGAAUUUACUGCUGCCAAGGAGUUGCUCAGCUGCAUGGGAGCUAACGUGGUAUACUGUGGUCAGGUUGGGACUGGACAGGCAGCAAAAAUAUGUAACAAUAUGCUUUUGGCCAUUGGAAUGAUUGGUACAUCAGAAACUAUGAAUCUUGGAAUCAGACUUGGUCUCGAUCCCAAACUUUUGGCUAAGAUCCUCAACAUGAGUUCAGGCCGUUGCUGGUCGAGUGACACGUACAACCCUGUGCCUGGAGUUAUGGAGGGCGUCCCAUCUGGAAACAACUAUCAGGGCGGCUUUGGCACCCAGCUCAUGGCUAAGGAUCUGGGACUGGCUCAGAACACAGCCACAAACACAAGGACUCCGGUGCCUCUGGGCUCUCUGGCUCAUCAGAUCUACCGUAUGAUGUGUGCACGUGGCUAUGCCAGUAAAGACUUUUCCUCAGUGUUUCAGUUCCUGCGUGAGGAAGAGGGCCAGUAAGGGGACUCUGCGCCGUCCAAAGCCUAACCAGGCCCAGGGCACAUGUAGCCGGGCUCAAGGACUCAAAGUCAUGUUUUUGGUGAAAUGACCUUUAAAAUUCAACACUCCUUUGUCGACAGUGCAGGACAAAUAUUGGGUAUUUGGAGCAUUUUAGGAAGAACCAGAAGACAAAAAAAAAUGCAAAUAAGUGUGCUGAGUAUCUUUCUUGCAAUUAACUGGGUUCUGUCUGUGUCAUUGUGAUGUCCAUAUAUUUAUCAGGUUAUUUUGAUUCUUCCUCUUUUGACUCACUCCAAUGUCUCUAGGAAUGUUACUUUGAAAUGAAAAGUGUUUAUUCUUCUUCAUAGAAAAUGAAUAAAUAAAUCUUUUGCAAACUUAAUUAUCCAAUACACAUUCAUUUAAUGUUUAAUUAUAUAUAUCAUGUUCAGGCUUGCAGUUUCAUUUUAAUUUGUAAAUUAAGAUUUAAUCCCAGAAAAAAAAAAAAACUGUCGGCUGUGUUUUCUUUUAUUUUGUCCUGUUUAGUCUCUGCCUUAGACUUGGAAGAAGCAGCAUGUUUCUGAUCAAGUUCACCAAGAGCCACUGAGGGGCCAAGGUGCCACGGGUCAUGCGAUCACAAGACAAAGCCAUAAAAAGUCCAUUAAGCACUGUAGGCUAAGAGUCUGUUGUCAUCUGCCUGAUGGCUUCUGCAAACAGUGCUGCGCUUUGGUGUCCGGCCUCCGGCGAGCUGCCGUGAGACGCACAGACAGUCGACAGGCCGUCCCAACAAGUUGUACAGCUUUUCGCUUUUGGUAAAAUGUAACAAUUUAAGAAAGCGCUCUGUAAUGUUCAUCUUUAAUCAUAUGGACACACUAGAGGUUAAAAAAUGGCUUUGCGCCUUUGGGUUUGGUUUGCACAUUUAGCCAUGUAGACUACGCAAUUACGCAUAGCCUCUAUGCAUUUAUGUGACCAAUAAAAUAAAGGCAAAUUUAAGAU
Molecule: messenger RNA, 1995 nt
Organism: Periophthalmus magnuspinnatus
Lineage: Eukaryota; Metazoa; Chordata; Actinopteri; Gobiiformes; Gobiidae
Gene: hibadhb
Product: 3-hydroxyisobutyrate dehydrogenase b
Exons: 8
Coding region: 37-1026 (329 amino acids)
Biological process (GO): L-valine catabolic process
Cellular component (GO): mitochondrion
Molecular function (GO): 3-hydroxyisobutyrate dehydrogenase activity; NAD binding; NADP binding
Source: RefSeq, a predicted model, not a curated record